UUUGACAGUAGCAUCUCCACUGAGUCAAGCCUCCGCUCGUUCUGAUUCAAUAAUGUGAUCUCCUUUUCCUCACACGGACCGUCUCCCCUCUCCUCUCUUUUUUGCUGCCCUCUCUUCCCAGAGACGCCCGAUGCGCACUUUACGCUCGCAGACGCACUUUCCUAAACAGUUCCCUUGAACUUUUUUCUUUUCUUUCUUUCCUCUUUUUCUCCACUUGCGCUCCUCAUCGCCGCGACGAUGACCACCAUGGCAACUCCUGCCACUCCGACCCUGCUUCCCGCCGCUCCGCUCGGACACCACCCGGUACCGAGCUCCGUCUCCCCGGCCACCAACUCCCCGCCACCCGCGGCCACCUCCGCCGCGUCCUCCCCGGCCCCGCCGGUGGCGCACCCGGCGCUGCUGCACCAGUUCCGGGCGGAGCUGCUGCUGCCCAACGGGACCCCGCUGAAGGGCGGCGGAGCGCCGCCGCCGUUGCCCGCGGGGGCCAAGCCCGUGUACGCCACCGCGUCGCCCGUGGAGAGCACGCCGCAGAACAACGAGUGCAAGCUGGUGGAGGUGAAAGGUGCCAAGCUGGCGUCGUUCACCGUCCACGGCGCGGAGCUCAUCUGCCUGCCGCAGGCGUUCGACGUGUUCCUCAAGCACCUGGUGGGCGGGCUGCACACCGUCUACACCAAGCUGAAGCGGCUGGACAUUACGCCGGUGGUGUGCAACGUGGAGCAGGUCCGGGUGCUGCGGGGGCUGGGGGCCAUCCAGCCCGGGGUGAACCGCUGCAAGCUCAUCUCCAGGCAGGACUUCGAGACGCUCUUCAACGACUGCACCAACGCCAGCUCGAGGCCCGGACGACCGCCCAAGAGGCUGCAGAGCGCGACGGAGGGCGGGACGCACCACAUGCUGUCCCACGGCGGUCUGAUGCACGCUGGGAUCAUACCUCCUGCAGAGUUUUGCUUGUCUAAGAAGAGCAGAGUCGGACAAUGGGCAAAUCGGCACGCUGCGACGAUGAACCUGUCGGUAACACAUCAGAAUUUAUAUCUUUCGGCGCUGGCCAAAAAGAUCAAACUGGAGGCCAUGGCGGGUUACCACAGCAGCCAGCAACACGGCGGGCCGAACGGAGAGAACGGGGACCACAACCCCGGUCUGGUUUUGGACCAGUUGCCCUUCAUGAUGAUGUCACAUCCUCUGAUCCCUGGCAGCCUGGCCCCGGCCUCCGUUUCCAUGGCAAUGGGCCAGAUGAACCGACUGAGCACGCUGGCCAGCAUGGCCAACGUGGCGCAGCUCCACGCCAACCCACCUGCCAGGGCUCCCACCUCUGUCAUUAAGGAGCGAGUGCAGGACACCCCUUCCCCUUCUCCUUCACUGGAGGAAGCUCAGAUGUCAUCCAAUCACAGCAGCAGCUUGUCAAGUUCACCGCUCCAUAACGAGCGCACCGCAGAAACCACACAUCAACUUCAUGACGGCCUGUCGUCGGGUCACGCUGUGCUGGGACACUCUCCUGGUAUGGUGCAGGGUACCAGAGAGACAGAUGGGACGCCAGUGGAGUACAACAAGGAGAACAAGAGGAGCCACACUGACAGGGAUAACAGCUCCUCGGCCGCUCAGACGACCAGGGAGAGCGGUGACAGACAAGUCUACCAGAAACCCCCGUCGAGCAGGGAGGGCUGCGAGAGGCUGUCUUACCCUGCAGGACAGAAGCUCCCAGCAGGUCUCCACCACGCUCCCUUCAUCUUCCCGGAAGGCCUGUCCUCCAUAGAGACCCUGCUCACCAACAUCCAGCAGGGUCUGCUGAGGGUUGCCAUAGAGAACGCCCGGGCGCAGGAGAAGCAGGACCAGCUGGAGAGGACGGAGCUGAAAAUGGAGCUGGUCCGAGAGAGGGAGCUCAGGGAGACGUUGGAGAGACAGCUCAGCAUGGAGCAGAAGAACAGAGUUCUGAUACAGAAACGUCUAAAGAAAGAAAAACGGAGUAAGAGGAAAUUACAGGAGGCCUUAGAAGAGGAGGUCAAGCUCCGUGAUCAGGCAGAGCACACCCUGCUGCACACCGCCAACACCCACAUAGGCCAUCAAUCACUGGCGGCGCCCGCUCACGCGGAACCCGUGACCCAGGACGCCGACGGGAGCGGCCAUGAUGACAGCGGGCUGGACAGCAAGGCGACACAAGGAGGAAGUUUUCACAUCUGUUGGCAGCUUUCAUAAAAACAGACAGGACAAUAACAACCAGCAAGGUGGUGAAAAGAAUCAUAGUUUUGAGAAAACGGCUGACUAAUGCUGGGGGAUGACUUAAUCUAAAGUCCACCGAAGACUUUUGAAGGGAUCUGGGAAAACAGACCUCUUACAGAUGAAAGGUCAGAAUCGAGGUGUGUAUGCACACUACCAUAUUUAUUUCUUUUGGAUUUCAGAGGCCAGAGUUUUCAUGCAAACCACAGGGAGGUACUGAGGUUCAGGACCGAGCAGAUGGACGUUUCGGGUGGACGGAUGUAUGGAUGAAACAUUGAUGGAGAUCCCUCAUUUUUGACACGUACAAUCGACUGGCCUGCUCAGUCCAGCAGUGGCAUCUGAGACACAAAUCUCUGCUUCCUGUACAUCUCAAGAGUGACAUCUGUGUGGUUUAAUUUAUUGCCCCUAUCAUCAAUUCCCAAUUGGGCGGAGCAUUUUAUUUUGAUGUUGUGUUAAACUGUGUUUCUUUUAAUCAAAGUUUUUAAAUUGUAGGUUAAAAUGACCAUAGUUUGCUUUUUUUUUUCUGUCCGUACUGUUUGUUUCGACACAAGUGAUGGAUAUAACUUGUAACAGAGGUGUGUACAUAUAUAUAGUCAUCAUUUUUAUUAUUAUUAUUAUUAUUGUUAUUAUAAUAUGAAAAACAUGGCAUGUUGUACAGUCAGUAAAUGACUCGUAUUGUGUAUGUUAUGCAGUAGUGCCGUUUGACAAUACAAACAAUACAGAUCCUUUUUAUUAAA
This is a messenger RNA of Fundulus heteroclitus (mummichog), 2945 nucleotides long. RefSeq names its product dachshund c (gene dachc). NCBI's taxonomy places the organism in Eukaryota, Metazoa, Chordata, Actinopteri, Cyprinodontiformes, Fundulidae. The transcript has 12 exons. The coding region runs from base 238 to 2187 and encodes 649 amino acids. The record is from RefSeq and is a predicted model, not a curated record.